Molecule: messenger RNA, 853 nt
Organism: Mercenaria mercenaria
Lineage: Eukaryota; Metazoa; Mollusca; Bivalvia; Venerida; Veneridae
Exons: 4
Coding region: 70-504 (144 amino acids)
Source: RefSeq, a predicted model, not a curated record
UACUGACGUCAAAAUCCAAAACAAAAGCUUGUCUGAACUGCUCACACGAUUCUUUUGACGAAUUUAAAUAUGGGCUGUUGUCUUGGAAAAAUUAAAGCGAAAAGGAACAGUGUUUCGCCUUCAUAUAUUGAGGAUGAGAUACGUAAACGAAUAUCGGGGAAAUCAGUAAAACGUGAUGCGCCUGGCGCAUCACUCUUGAAAGAAAUGGCCAAACAACUGGAAGAUGCUGAAAUCGAGGAGUCCAAGAUGACAAAGGGCGGCGUUUCAUUCACUCUAGAUUUCAAAACCGGUGACCCCACUAGGAUGCCAUCCAGACUCGCUGAUCAACUGGACGGGGCUCUAACCCCAACCGAAGACGAAAAAGAGGUACAUUACACAGCCAGUGAAAAGGAGCUGCUUGCAGAGCUGUUACGCGAGGAUAUUUUACGAGAGAAGAGUGUCAAGGCUCGUAGAGAUGUACAGCUGUAUGACGCAGCAAGACGCCGAGCUGCGUAUAAUACUUAGACAGGUCUGUACAGGGCCAAGCGUAGAAACAGAAUGCGCUGACGAAGAUAAAAUUAUUUUGUAUAUAUAUAUAGAUCUAUAUGAAAUAGUUUGUAAAUAGAGAGAAAAACUGUAAUCGUGCAACAAAAUAAAGUGCUUCAAUUCUGAGUCUUCUCCGUCACUUCUCAAAUCAACCGUAGUUUUUAAUAUGCUGUUGGGGUUGAUGUCUGUACGGACAAUGUUGUAGUCGCGCUUGAAGUAAGCAUUACAAAAAAAACAAGAACUCUUACCAGGGCUUCGAGAUCCAAAUAUCACAUGCGUGCGCAGCUUGUGCACUGGAAAUAUUUCAGAUGUUUUCUAGACUGGUAAA